Messenger RNA from Nakaseomyces glabratus, 1833 nucleotides. It is a transcript of the gene UTP18, whose product is annotated as Utp18p. The record is from RefSeq and is a predicted model, not a curated record. Gene Ontology annotation, biological process: rRNA processing. Gene Ontology annotation, cellular component: Pwp2p-containing subcomplex of 90S preribosome; small-subunit processome. NCBI's taxonomy places the organism in Eukaryota, Fungi, Ascomycota, Saccharomycetes, Saccharomycetales, Saccharomycetaceae. Gene Ontology annotation, molecular function: protein binding.
AUGUCGAAGAGUGCAGUAGAUAUGAAGCAGGUUCCGCCGCCGGAUGAGGAGGAAGAGUUGCUUGCGAAACUAGUAUUUGGGGAUACAACUGAUUUCCAUUCAGGCCUGGCCGACUUUGACACUGAGUUUGCCUUGAAUGAGGAGAAGAAACUUAAUGAGGAGGACAAUAUUGCAGAUGGCGAGAGUUCAAGUGGCAGCGGUGAGGAUGAAGAGGGAGAUGCCAUGGAGCAAUUAGCAGAUGACCAACUGUUCUACGUCGAUGACGGUGAAGGUGACGGUGAAGAGAUGGAUGUUGAUGACAAUGGCGAUAGUGCAUCUGAUAAUGACGAAGGAAUGACUAGUGACGAGGAAGAAGAACAAGCGUGGGUGGACUCCGAUGAUGAGAAAUUGUCGGUACCGAUUACCUCCAAUAACAGGACAAAGAAACUGAGACAAAAUUACCAGGACAGUCAUAUUAGUGGUGCUGACUAUGUGAGAAGAUUAAGAGCUCAGUUUGAAAAAAUAUAUCCCAGACCACAAUGGGCUGAUUCGAUCUCUGACAGUGAAGGUGAUCUGAGCGAUGGCGACUACGAUAGCAACUCAGAACAACUGAACUCUGUGAUAAAUGGUGACGUAAAUGCCUUGUCAAAGAUAUUGGAGAGUACAUUUACAUAUAGGGAUAAUAUAACAACCAAACUCUUACCGGAAAAGAGCUUGGAUAUACUGAGAUUAAAGGACGCCAAUGCCAGUCACGCAUCACAUUCGGCAAUCCAAUCGCUUUCCUUUCAUCCUUCCAAACCACUUUUACUAAGCGGUGGUUACGAUAGAACUUUAAGACUUUAUCAUAUCGAUGGUAAAUCUAAUCCAUUAGUUACAAGUGUGUACUUGAAAGGCACUCCCGUGCAAACUUGUUGCUUUUACGUUUCUCAUAACAACACCUCCAGCAAACUGCCACAAGAGCAAAAAAUAUAUACAGGUGGUAGAAGACGCUACAUGCAUUCUUGGGACUUGUCUGCUUCCUUCAACAAUGCCCGUUCUGAAAAGGCGGCAUCAGUCGCCAAGAUUGAUAAAUUCUCCAGAAUGUAUGGUCACGAAGAGACCCAGAGAUCCUUUGAGAAGUUUAAAGUUGGUUAUCUAUAUAACUUUACUACCAAUUCUUCUCAAGGUAUAGUUGUAUUACAGGGUGGUAGCGGUUGGAUAAAUAUCAUCGAUGCAAACUCUGGUGUUUGGAUAACUGGAUGCAAGAUAGAAGGAAAUCUGGUCGAUUUCUGCAUUGACUAUCAGCCAAUAUCGAAGGGUAGAUUCCAGACAAUUCUAAUUGUUACAAACACUUAUGGUGAAAUAUGGGAAUUCAAUUUAAGCAAAAACAAUGAAAUAAUCCGCAGGUGGAAAGACAAUGGUGGUAUCGGUAUUACCACCAUCCAAGUUGGUGGUGGUACAAGUUCAGAUCACUUAUUACCAAUGAGUUCUAGAAAAAUAAGACAAAACAGAUGGCUAGCAAUUGGUAGUGAGAGUGGCUUUGUAAAUGUCUAUGAUAGAAGUGCCAUUCGUAGUAACGCAGAUCUCAAAAACGCAGCCAUUUCUCCAAUUGCCACAUUAGAUCAACUAACGACCUCUAUUUCCUCAUUGAACUUUUCUCCUGAUGGCCAAAUCCUUUGUAUGUCAUCCAGAGCUAUAAAAGAUGCCUUAAGAUUAGUACACUUACCAUCAGGGAAAGUUUUCUCGAAUUGGCCCACAAGCGGUACCCCAUUGGGUAAAGUGACAAGUGUUGCCAUUUCAUCUAAUGGUGAAAUGUUAGCGGUAGGUAACGAACAAGGUAAGAUCAGAUUAUGGAGGCUCAACUUCUAUCAAUAG